Molecule: messenger RNA, 1605 nt
Organism: Leptosia nina
Lineage: Eukaryota; Metazoa; Arthropoda; Insecta; Lepidoptera; Pieridae
Source: the annotation of a GenBank genome assembly
AUGAGGCAGCCGGUAAAAAAGUUGCGACAGAUGGUGAAAAAGCCAGCUAUAGAAUAUAUACAAUUGAUAGAAGAUUAUUGGGAGGCGGAAGAGUGGGCCAAGAGGAACAACAGGCCCAAGAUCAACCCGACAUUUGAACCAGAUGACAUCCUUCCUCAGAGUCUAUCACCGGUCAAGGAUGAAAAGAAAAAUCCAGCGGACAAGGGUAUUUUCCUCGUUGACAUGAAUGACAGAGACCUGAAGGAAGUGGAAGAAUAUGAACCUUAUGAUAAUAGGGUUGUGGAACGCCCUACCACGAACACAGAAACAUUACUCCAUUUACUGAAAGGCAGUUUGGGAACCGGUAUCCUGGCCAUGCCCCACGCCUUCUCCAACGCUGGUUACCUGGUCGGCUCAAUCGGCACCAUUAUAAUCGGCUUGCUGUGUACAUAUUGCAUCCACGUACUCAUCGACUCGUGUUACGUGCUUUGUAAACGGAGGAAAGUCCCAUCUAUGACGUACACAGCGGUCGCGGAAGCAGCGUUGUCCGAGGGCCCCGAUUGGUGCAAAGCGUUUGCCCCGUAUGCGGCCCACGUGGUGAACGUCUUCCUCUUAAUCUAUCAGAUCGGUACCUGCUGUGUCUACGUGGUCUUCGUCUCUGAGAACAUUCACUUCGUGCUUACCAAAUACUUCGACCUGGACGUACGAAUGUCCACCGUGAUGCUGGCGAUUCUAUUGCCGUUGAUCCUCAUUAACUGGCUGCCGAAUCUGAAGCUCUUAGCACCAUUAUCCGCAGCAGCGAACGCAGUGACCAUCGUCAGCUUCGGGAUCAUCCUGUACUACAUCUUCAGAGAGAUACCAACGCUAGAAGGGAAAUCGCCAGCUGGCAAGAUGGCUAAUUUCCCGCUCUUUUUCGGUACUGUUCUAUUCGCUUUGGAGGCCAUUGGUGUGAUCCUACCCCUGGAAAACGAAAUGAAGACUCCAAAGGAUUUUGUGGGCUCCUUUGGUGUGCUGAACCGAGCUAUGAUCAGCAUUAUUAUCCUGUACGUGGGAAUGGGACUGUUCGGCUACCUUCAGUAUGGUGACGAAGCCGCUGGCAGUAUAACCCUCAACCUACCGUCCAAAACUGAGACUCUAGCCAGUGUCGUGCAGUGCCUUUUAGCCUUCGCUAUCUUUAUAACCCACGGAUUGGCCUGCUAUGUAGCGAUCGACAUUCUGUGGAACGAAUACAUUGGCAUUAGACUACUGAACAGCAACCAUAGACUGUGUUGGGAGUACGUUUUGAGGACUUGUAUCGUACUAUUGACGUUCGGUAUCGCGGCCGCUGUCCCCGAAUUAGACCUAUUCAUUUCUCUGUUCGGUGCCCUCUGCCUCUCCGCCCUUGGCCUCGCCUUCCCCGCCUUCAUCCAGAGCUGUACUUACUGGUACUUCGUGUCCGACCAAGAGAGGAUCCGUAUGAUCAUCAAGAACGUCAUCGUGGUACUCUUCGGAGCUCUGGGCCUGGUCGUGGGCACUUGGACCUCUCUAGAUGGCAUCAUUCAACGCUUCACCACUCACACGAUCCUGAACGCUACCCUCGCCGCUGAAGGUGCUUUACCAAACGACACACUGAGCGUUAUGCCGUAA